ACGACUACAAGGAGUUUGGUGUCAACUGUGAGAAGAUGGCAUCCGAGAUCGAAGAUCAUAUCUUCCAGGAGCUGAAGAGCACAGACAUGAAGUAUCGCAACCGGGUGCGGAGCAGGAUCAGCAACCUGAAGGACCCCAAAAACCCCGGCCUGCGGAGGAACGUGCUCUGUGGGGCCAUCCCACCCAGCCUCAUCGCCCGCAUGACGGCCGAGGAGAUGGCCAGCGAUGAGCUGAAGGAGCUGAGGAACGCCAUGACUCAGGAGGCCAUCCGGGAGCACCAGAUGGCCAAGACGGGCGGCACCGUCACCGACCUCUUCCAGUGCGGCAAGUGCAAGAAGAAGAACUGCACCUACAACCAGGUGCAGACGCGCAGCGCAGAUGAGCCCAUGACCACAUUCGUGCUGUGCAAUGAAUGUGGGAACCGCUGGAAGGUCUGUGCCCACCAAGGGGGAUCUGGGUACCCCAACCCAUCCCUGGGGGGUGGCAGAGCCCCCCAAAAUGGUGCCACGAGGCUGGGUGAGGCCUCACCGCUCGCCCUGGGCUCUGCUUCUCCCGCAGUUCUGCUGACGGCGCCCAGCGAUGGGGCUGGAGGGGACGUGGUGCCAGGGACGCUGUGA
Messenger RNA from Mesitornis unicolor (brown roatelo), 617 nucleotides. RefSeq names its product transcription elongation factor A protein 3-like. Gene Ontology annotation, molecular function: nucleic acid binding; zinc ion binding. Gene Ontology annotation, cellular component: nucleus. Gene Ontology annotation, biological process: DNA-templated transcription. NCBI's taxonomy places the organism in Eukaryota, Metazoa, Chordata, Aves, Mesitornithiformes, Mesitornithidae. The record is from RefSeq and is a predicted model, not a curated record.